AAAAAAUAAAAUAAAUUACGGCAAACAGUUCCGAACUCCCGUAGACUAGGGAAUUAGUUUUUGUUUUCUCAUUAAACUAUGUGGCUAAGUAGCUCUUGAACGCCGUGGUUUCAAUCGAUCUCACAUUGACAACUGAAAUAACGGUAUUUCUAUCUUCCGUUUUCGCACAGAUUCUGACCUCGGCAUCUCAUAUUCACAGCCAAAAAUCAAACACAGGAUCCUGCAGUCUAGUGGUGCCCUCUUCUUUUGCUAGGAGAGAUCACGGUGAGUUAGAGCUAAAGCAUAGUUUUCCAACUACAAUGAAGAAGGAUGAGAUUUGGGUGGUGAAAUUUGCUAAAUAAUCCCUCUGUCGUUCUAACAAGUAUAGUGGAAGAAUGGAGGGAAAUGUGUUUGCUGAAGCUUUGGAAAAGAUGGACCAUGUUAAGUCUCCCGAGGGAGAAAUUCUUGCCAAGCCUUUUUUGGAUUUGUGCAAAACAGUAUUGCCUGUUUUAGACAACUUUGGACCAGCCAUGGGACCUGUAAAAUCUGACAUUGGUGGUAAUAUAUCGAGGCUGGAGACUAGGUAUUUGUCCAAUCAAUCAGAAUUCAAUUACUUGUACAGGAUAGUACAGUCAGAAAUUGAAUCGAAAAAGGCUAAAUCUUCAUCCAGUUGCACAAAUGCUUUACUUUGGCUGACAAGGGCCAUGGAUUUCUUGUCAGAACUGUUCCGCAACUUAAUGGUGCAUCCGGACUGGAGCAUGUCACAAGUUUGCACUGAUUCAUACGACAAGUCCCUGAAAAAAUGGCAUGGCUGGCUGGCUAGUUCAAGUUUUAGCGUUGCCUUGAAGUUGGCUCCGGAUAGGAAGAAGUUUAUGAGUGUAGUGGGUGUCAAAGGAGAUGAUGUUUCUGACAUUGAAGAUUUCUGUGGAAGGUUCUCACCUUUAUUGGAAGAGAAUCACAAGUUCCUCGCUAGUGUUGGAAUGGACAAUUUGAAAGCUUGAUGAGCCAUAGUCAAUGGUGAUUGAAGUUCGUCAGGACCUUGAAUUAUUGUUUGCUUGGAUUUUUUUUAAUUUCUUUGAUUCUUUCCAGUUUUAGUUGAUCACCUCCUCAGGAAGUUUGAUCACAUUUUGCCCUGGUAUUUGCAAUUUUUAGUGAUAGCAAAUUCACCAUUUCAUUUUAUUAUCCUCAUUGAAAUGUGAUUUCUUGACAUUCUCUCU
Messenger RNA from Populus trichocarpa (black cottonwood), 1196 nucleotides. RefSeq names its product glycolipid transfer protein 1. Gene Ontology annotation, molecular function: ceramide 1-phosphate transfer activity; ceramide 1-phosphate binding. Gene Ontology annotation, cellular component: cytoplasm; cytosol; membrane. Lineage: Eukaryota; Viridiplantae; Streptophyta; Magnoliopsida; Malpighiales; Salicaceae. The transcript has 8 exons. Bases 375 to 980 code for a protein of 201 amino acids. The record is from RefSeq and is a predicted model, not a curated record. Gene Ontology annotation, biological process: intermembrane lipid transfer; ceramide transport.